Molecule: messenger RNA, 2242 nt
Organism: Chelmon rostratus (copperband butterflyfish)
Lineage: Eukaryota; Metazoa; Chordata; Actinopteri; Chaetodontiformes; Chaetodontidae
Gene: atp6ap1b
Product: ATPase H+ transporting accessory protein 1b
Exons: 10
Coding region: 126-1475 (449 amino acids)
Cellular component (GO): proton-transporting V-type ATPase complex
Source: RefSeq, a predicted model, not a curated record
GAGGCAGCUGUGGGCAGGGUAGGAAGGCUGGAAGAAGCAGGAAGUCCUUUCUUUAGCGCUGCUGCACAUGACUGUCAGCUGGUUUGCGUCACGUGACCAGAACUUUGCGGAAAAGCUGAACGAAAAUGGCAGGUUUGAGGCGCCCGAGUCCACUGCGAGUGAUGGCUUUUAUUGCCUUUUUCGUCGCCCUUUUCGCUACGGGGAGCUCCACUGCUCAAGUUCCAGUUCUGAUGUGGUCCAAUCACGGCUUACCACCACAGGCCUCACCUGCAGCUGGUCACAUCACAUCCAAUGACCAGUUCGCUGCCUACCUCGACUCUGCCUUUGGCUCUGGCCCCCACACUGUGCUGUUGUUUCUGCAGGACAAGUUAAGCAAAGAUGACUUCACCGUCUUUGGAGGAGUAUUUGGAAACAAGGAUGAUAGUGCCUUUCAAAACCUUGAGGCUGCAGUGCAGUCGUCUUCCUCAUCAGUGACGCUUCCUGCAUUAGAGUGGUCAGGCUCCUCUGCCAUCCUGGCUAUGCUGCAAGAGAAGCUUGGUGUCUCGCCUCUGCUUGUAGACGCAGACACUCUGUCACAUCUCAGCAUCAACGCGUCUGUCAGCAAUCUGCUGCUCAUCAAUCUUCCAUAUUGUACCAGCUUUCACAAGCCUUGCAAAGAAGUCCUGAGUGACAAUGAUGAGAUUAUUGGGAAAGUUCUGAGUACCAUGAAAGCCAAAAAUGUCCCAUACACUGCGAUAUACACGGGACUCCAGCCAUCACGAGUGAUCGCAGAGACAUCCACGUCUAACCAGCCCGUCGGGCGAUCAUUGCUCCAAGCAGUUGUGCCCGAUGUCAAACCGCCCGUCAUGUUCAAUGCAUCCGGAGGUCCUUGCAUAAUGCUUUGGGCUCAGAAUCUCAAUGUCAGCCUCUCAUCUACUUCAGAGUGGAUCGACCUUGCUGCACAAACACCUUCCCUGACAGGAUCCCUGUGUAACAGCAGUAACUCACGGCUUGUCCUCAGUUAUGCGUCAGGCUUUACACUAAGUUUUUUCAUGAGUCAGCGGUUCUAUCCUGUCUCUGCACGGAACUGGUUCACUCUGGACUUUGUGCAGCUACAGUCUAACGGUCUAACUGCAUCUUUCAUCGGGAGCCGGAGCAUCUACGCCCCUGCAGAGUAUUCCUUCCACUGCCAGUCCGUCAGCAGCUUCCAGGAUACUCUGCUCGUGCCAAACAACACCAACCAGAACACCUCGCAGUGGAGGCUCAAUUUUAUCGACUUCCAGAUUCAGGGCUUCGGUUUGGCCAACGGAACAGAUUUCUCCUACGCCAGCGACUGUGCGGGCUUCUUCACCGCAGGGAUUUGGAUGGGGCUGCUGACCUCAUUGCUCAUGCUGUUCAUUUUUGUGUACGGUCUGCACAUGAUCAUGCAGCUGAACACAAUGGAUCGAUUCGAUGACCCCAAAGGUCCAUCGAUUUCAGUGCCUCAGUCGGAGUGAAGCCCUCCAAAACACGCACACUCCUCAGUCUUCAGGGCCUCCUAGAUUGUGGACCCGGCAGAGUCCCUCCUUGUCUUGAGGCAUUCUACAUUUGGGCCUGAAGAUAUUUUUCUGUCAGAUUGAACUUCUCUCUGAUGAUUCUCUCCUGUACCUUUCUUUAAUGAAUCCUUCGGCUGCUGCCUUUGGGGUGCCGUUGCCUCGAAAGGCACGUUCCAUUUCAUCUCCCGACAAGUGCCAAAAUGGAUGCGCCUUUCAUAUGAGCUGAUUUUGAGUGCAUGUGCUAAAAGAUGUUUUUGUGCCACUGUUGGCCAGACGCAGAGGAUAUCUUCCCAAAAACAAUUUGCAAUAAUUCCUCAUACCAGAGAAUGCCUUCUGCGCCAACAUGAAUGUGUUUGCUGGAUGCUGUAGGACCGUUUCAGACCUCAGUUCUUACUUUAUUUUUCCAACUCGACUUUAAUUUAAAGACUACUGGUUAUGGAAGAAGUGCCUGUAUAUAAAGACUAGAAUGCUGUUUGUGAUUGUGUCCUGAAGUGUUGCUGUUUCCUGCAUUUAGUUCUGUUCUCGCGCCACAGACAAAUCCCACACAAGUGCUUUUCAAUCCGUGAAAAAUGUUUAUUCAAUAAUUAAUUUAUUUAUGUAAAAAAUAAUGACUUUCUCUAACUUUAGCUACGUUUAAAGUUUACUGGCUUCAGGUUCAUAAAUGUGCCUCAAUUCUGCUUUUGCCAAACGCAUUGAUGUGCAGUUGCCUUGAUAUGUGCAAAAUAAAG